Molecule: messenger RNA, 1065 nt
Organism: Letharia columbiana
Lineage: Eukaryota; Fungi; Ascomycota; Lecanoromycetes; Lecanorales; Parmeliaceae
Exons: 1
Coding region: 1-1065 (354 amino acids)
Biological process (GO): Golgi organization
Cellular component (GO): Golgi apparatus
Molecular function (GO): protein binding
Source: RefSeq, a predicted model, not a curated record
AUGUUCGGGGCCCUCAACCGCUUCAUAUCCCGCCUCGACUCCGACGCCCCCCCUCAAACCUCCCGCGACAGCUACGGCGCGUUUGGCUUUCAAGUCCUGCGCAACAAGAACAACGAUAUACCCAUUGAGCCCUGGUACGACUUUGUCGUCGGCAUCAAUGGGCGACAAAUUGAAGAACCUGACACGAACUCUUUUGCUGUUGAAAUACGGAAUUGUGCGGGCUCCAAUGUUGCCUUGACAAUCUGGAGCGCAAAGGGUCAACGCGUGCGGACGCUCCAGGUUGCUGUUCCGACACCCUCGCCUACGCUGGGCCUCACGCUGCAAUGGACACCGCUUUCCUCUACCGAGGAUGUCUGGCAUGUCCUUGAUGUAAUCCCUGACUCCCCUGCUGACAUAGCCGGGCUUUUACCCUACGGCGACUACAUAGUCGGGACACCCGAGGGCAACAUGCGCGGUGAAGCAGGCCUCGGAGAAUUGGUGGAGGACUAUCUAUCUCGCACCCUCAGGCUGUGGGUCUACAAUCACGAAUACGCUGUGACGAGACUCGUCACUAUUACACCAUCUCGCAGCUGGGGGGGUUCAGGAGCUCUCGGCUGUGUGCUGGGCUUUGGGGCACUACAUCGACUCCCAGCGCCAUUAAACGAACCGCCUGCUGGACCGGGCGAAACGCUUUUUGAGACAGCGCGUUUCAGCAACGAAGAAAACAGGCCACCUUCUGCCAAAUUGAGAUCUUACCCCUCGGGCAGCUCUCUAUACAAGACCAGCUCGAACCAACACUCCAGUGAUUAUCUGGUGCCGGCAACAUUGGCUACUCCGCCUCCUCCACCACCUACGGGGGCUACUACACCUGGACCCCCGAGGGCGGCGAGGAAAGCGAGAAAGGCUGUGUCUCCGAAUUCGGCGUUUGAUGAAUAUUUCAAGGAAGGGGAGCAGAAAAGUAAGGAGGAGGAUUCUACUCCAGCUGCGAAGAGUGCACCGCCACCGCCGCCGAAGAUGGGUGGGCCACCGCCAGCAAAAAGUCCAGAGCCGCAAGCUGAGGCUCAAGCCGACGAAGCGGCUUCCUGA